CUUUCGUCCAUCGCCCUCCUCAUCUCCAUCACCCGUGCUGCACAAAUGGCUGACAUCCCUACCUUCAAACUCGUCCUUGUCGGUGACGGUGGAACGGGCAAGACCACCUUCGUCAAGCGCCACUUGACUGGUGAAUUCGAGAAGAAGUACAUCGCUACUCUUGGUGUCGAGGUCCACCCCCUCUCUUUCCACACCAACUUUGGCACCAUUGUGUUCAACACCUGGGAUACGUACGGUCAAGAAAAGUUUGGUGGUCUCCGUGAUGGCUACUACAUUCAGGGACAGUGCGCCAUCAUCAUGUUCGAUGUCACUGCUCGUAUCACCUACAAGAACGUCCCCAACUGGCACCGUGAUCUUGUCCGUGUCUGCGAAAACAUCCCCAUUGUUCUCUGCGGCAACAAGGUCGACAUCAAGGAGCGAAAGGUCAAGGCCAAGGCCAUCACCUUCCACCGCAAGAAGAACCUCCAGUACUACGAUAUCAGUGCUAAGAGCAACUACAACUUUGAGAAGCCCUUCUUGUGGCUGGCUCGCAAGCUCGUUGGAAACCCCAACCUCGAGUUCAUUGCCGCUCCCGCUAUUGCUCCUCCGGAAGUCAUCAUCGACCCCGAGCUCCUGGCCACCUACAACCGCGAGCUCGAGGAGGCCGCUGCCGCUCCUGUCCCCGAGGGCGAUGAUGAUGACUUGUAAAUAUAUCUGAUCUAUCGUGAAACACACACUCGGUCCGUCGAGGCUCAAGCGCCCAUCAUCCGCCUCCUCCGUCCACAGCCGCCGUGGACAACCAACUGGUCCUCCCUCCGGGAUCGUCGGUCUCGUCGCAAGGAUCAGCCACAGCCGUGUGAUGCUGUAGACUAGAGCCCUCAAUUAUCCUCCACCCCUUCGAUCUGCUUUUGAUAUAUCGACCCUUCCCCCGCACGAGCUUUGCCCUUCUCUUCCCUUCUCUUCCCCGCGCAUUCCCCUUUAUUAUUGCAGUCACGGCUUCCCUCGGCCACCUUCCCGGCGGUCGAUUGAAGAAAAUACAAGCUAGCGAAUCACCCCCCUCUCCCUCAAAAUA
Molecule: messenger RNA, 1051 nt
Organism: Polychytrium aggregatum
Lineage: Eukaryota; Fungi; Chytridiomycota; Chytridiomycetes; Polychytriales
Product: P-loop containing nucleoside triphosphate hydrolase protein
Exons: 8
Coding region: 46-687 (213 amino acids)
Biological process (GO): ribosomal subunit export from nucleus; protein import into nucleus
Cellular component (GO): cytoplasm; nucleus
Molecular function (GO): GTPase activity; GTP binding
Source: RefSeq, a predicted model, not a curated record